GACGUACAUCCGUACACGCGGCUGGACUUAUGAACCGGGUCGUUGUGAAGGAGUGGCUUGUUGUUGUUCAGGGUUCCAGUAGUCCCGCAUCGAGCGCCAAGACCACCCCACAAAAAAGUUCGAGGAGGGAAAGAACGAUCGUUCAGCCGUCAGCACUCACCCUACCAACUUCGCACCAACGAUGAACGCAGAAGCAUAUCUGCGCAAGCAAGGAUGGCAAGGAUCCGGCCACUCCCUCGACGGUGAGGGUCGUGGCAUCAAGAAGCCACUCCUCAUCGCCCACAAGCAGGAUCAGCUCGGCCUCGGCAAGAAGAAGGCGGCCUACACGACAGACGAUCAGUGGUGGAUGCGCGCUUUCGACGACAGUCUGAAGAAUAUUGGAAGUGGUCAGGAGAGCACCCUCAGCCAGAUCCAGAAGAAGGGCAUCAAUCGUGGUGGCUUAUAUGGUUUCUUCGUGAAGGGAGAAUCGAUUGCCGGCACACUCGGAGACUCGGAAGAUAGCUCGACAGCACCCACCGACGCUUCAGCUGCGCCAUCUGGCACCAGCACGCCCGCCACCUCAGCCUCUGAUAGCGAGCCAGCCAACAAACCUAAGGACAAGAAGAACAAGCGCAAGCGGGAAGCCGAAAAAGGAGUCAGCGAGAGCAAGAAGUCGAAGAGCAAGAAGGAGAAUACAUCGACCGACAGAAAUGCAAAAAAGCUGGCGAAGAAGAUCGCGAAGCUCAGCGUCGACGAGAAGACAACGUACGAGGAGCGCGCAGCAGCUAAGGGCCAGACUCUCGAGAUGUAUGUUGCACGGCGCAUACAGAAGAAGAACGAUCAGCGCGCAACUCGAUGAUCGGUCCUUGCCCGCGUUCACGUCACCGUCAUUGCGCUCAACGUGGCCCACUCGUACGGCCAUCACGUCAACACCGAUUUGAGCGCACGCGAUCAUGGUACACAGGGACUCCACAGUGCGCACACCAAGCCCCUGAAGACGGACACGAGGAUCAACGGACAGAGACGCGAG
This is a messenger RNA of Macroventuria anomochaeta, 1009 nucleotides long. RefSeq lists its product as uncharacterized. NCBI's taxonomy places the organism in Eukaryota, Fungi, Ascomycota, Dothideomycetes, Pleosporales, Didymellaceae. Bases 182 to 838 code for a protein of 218 amino acids. The record is from RefSeq and is a predicted model, not a curated record. The transcript has 2 exons.